This is a messenger RNA of Durusdinium trenchii, 486 nucleotides long. The record is from the annotation of a GenBank genome assembly. Lineage: Eukaryota; Dinophyceae; Suessiales; Symbiodiniaceae.
AUGAAAAUAACACAGGCCAGCGUGGGGCAACGCGUUUCUACGGCAGAAGAAGCAUGCAGAGGCGAUCGUGGAGCCAAAGCACUUCUACAACAGAAGAAGCGCGCAGAGGCGUGUGUGUGCGUGGCACAAGCGCAUCUGGGGAAGAAGAAGCGUGCAGAGGCAUGUUGUGGACAGUUUUACUUGCGAUGCUUGCAGCUUGUGUGGGUGCAAAGGUCUUUCUGUUGUUGUUUCCCGCAGCUGGAAGCUUUGGGACUCUCUACCGAUGAUUUCCUGGCAGGGUGCACCAUGGACGACAUCGAGCUGCUUGAGGAAGGCUUGGUGCCUUGCAAGCUGGUCAAGCGAUGGUCCGAGUGCAGUUGCGCAUGGGAUUUCCAAAACUGCUCUGCAAUGGAGACGCCCGAUACACGCGGUUUUCAAAGAGGCCCUUGGUCUGCAUUUUGGUUUGAGUUGUUCACAAAGCCUGGCUGCUUCGAAAGGAGACGAUAA